UUCAGUUCCACGGAGUGGUAGAACAGGCGUGAACCCCCUCCCACCCUCUCCAGUUCCUAUAAACAUUCAAUUGCACAGACGGACAGAAGACGAACUAUCCCGGCAGACUAUCCCUAGUGGCCGUUUCGACCGGUGACCGACACCAGGAGCGUGGGUUCAGGCUUCGUACAAAGGUACUAGCAAAGAACCGUCGUAUAGUUUCAUUGAAGACACAGCUUCUUUCUACCUUAAAGUGACUUUCCCGGGAGGCAGUACCAGCAGCCAUGGCAACAAUCGUCAUGGAGAGGCUUGGGCACCUGUUCAUUAAUCUGCAGCAGGUCCGGCAGGUGGCGCAGGUGCUGAGGGAGGCUGUGCCCUCCAUACCGGGCACCCUGAGGGCCAGCGAAGUGCCCGCCUUCUUCAGGGAGCCCUACAUCCACAGCGGGUACCGAGCCCCGGAUCUGGCCUGGCGCUACUACUUCCUGUCUCUGUUCCAGAGGCACAACGAGACGGUGAACGUCUGGACACACCUGCUGGGGGCGCUGCUCAUCCUCGCCACGUCCCUGCGGCUGGCCGAGACAGUCGACUUUGCCGGCGACGCCCACGCCUGGCCCCUCCUCCUCCUGUUAGGCUCCGGCUUCACCUACAUGCUGUUCAGCGUGGCGGCGCACCUGCUGUCGGCCCGGUCGCCGCUGCACCACCACGCGCUCUACUUCCUGGACUACGCGGGCGUGGCCCUGUACCAGUACGCCAGCGCGGCGGUGCACUUCCACUACGCCGCCGAGCCCGGCUGGCGCGGGGGGGCACAGUGGGCCUCCCUGGCGCUGGCGGCGCUGCUGUCCUUGGUCUUCUGCCUGGGGGGCUGCUGCACCAAGCUGGGGGGCCCCUUGUGGGCGCGGGGGGUCUGGCAGUUGCUCCCGUGUGCCCUAGCCUACGCCUGGGACUCCGCCCCCAUCUUCCACCGGCUCUCCACCUGCCUGCCCACCUGUGCGGACGACGAGGCCGGGCGCUACCACGGCGCGCAGGUGGCCUUGUUCCUGCUCAGCGCAGUCUUCUUCACCUGGCCCGUGCCGGAGCGCUGGUUUCCUGGCCGCUGCGACCUCCUGCCGCAGGGCCACCAGGUGUUCCAUGUGCUGGUGGUGCUCUGCACCUUCAGCCAGAUCCGGGCGUCUCACCUGGACUACCUGCAGCGCAGAGCGCUGUACGCCCCCGCCGGCCCGCAGGCCCCCCGCCUGCUCCUCGGCCUGUUCGCCGCUCUCGCCCUCUCCUGCGCCAUCACCACCAUCCUCAUGACCCGCCGAGCGCAGCACCUGAUUGGACAGAAACACAAAGGUUCAUGAUAGUGUGAGGCUCCAUGAACAUGGUCUAUGUGUGCGUGGUCUAUGUGGGUGUGGUUUCUGGGUGUGGUCUAUGUGGGUGUGGUCUGUGUGAGCAUGGUCUAUGUGGGUGUGAUCUCUCUGGGUGUGGUUUGUGUGGGUGUGGUCCCUGUGGGUGUGGUCUGUGUGGACGUGCUCUGUGUGGUUCUGGUCUGUAUGGGCUUUCACGCCUGUAGACCCUGAGCAUGAUCAGCAAAGCUAGUUACUUCCUAAAGCAUUUGAAUCUUAAGAAAUAAAAAUGCUGUUCUGAAUGUUAGCGUACACAGAUGUUUUUUUAAUUGUUCAAUACUUUGCAAUCAUUUUCCCGGUGUCUAAAUGAAUAAAGACUUUAAAAUAAAGCAACUUAACUUA
Anguilla rostrata (American eel) is the source of this 1706-nucleotide messenger RNA. RefSeq names its product membrane progestin receptor alpha-B-like. Bases 264 to 1319 code for a protein of 351 amino acids. The record is from RefSeq and is a predicted model, not a curated record. Gene Ontology annotation, cellular component: plasma membrane. Gene Ontology annotation, biological process: response to steroid hormone. The transcript has 2 exons. Gene Ontology annotation, molecular function: steroid binding; nuclear steroid receptor activity. Lineage: Eukaryota; Metazoa; Chordata; Actinopteri; Anguilliformes; Anguillidae.